Molecule: messenger RNA, 5554 nt
Organism: Mizuhopecten yessoensis (Yesso scallop)
Lineage: Eukaryota; Metazoa; Mollusca; Bivalvia; Pectinida; Pectinidae
Product: low-density lipoprotein receptor-related protein 4-like
Exons: 20
Coding region: 127-3366 (1079 amino acids)
Source: RefSeq, a predicted model, not a curated record
GACUUAGCCCCGUAUUACGACUUGUCAACUCGAACUUAAAGCAACUCCCCUUAACGUCAGUGUUGUUACUAGUAGAGGUGAAAUGUACCCCUCCCACUGAAAGAAACAGGACAAGGAGAAGACAAAAUGUCGAGGAAUUAUAAUAAUAUUUUUAUGUUUUUACUUGGGAUUAUAUUGACUUCAGAUGCAGUUCGCCAUGGCCGUAACCUAAUAUGGGCGAUGCAUCCCGCGAGUGGUAACGGAGUUUCCAGGAUAAUGGCGAUAGAAGGAGAUCCGGAAGAGUGGGUCCCGACAGCAAAUGUUACCGUCAGACAUAUUAGUGCGCCCCAUACCGGGUGGCAGUUCCGAGGUGUCGCCUUCCAUUAUGACAUGGAAAUUCUGUUCUGGACGGAGAGCAGUAAUAAAAGAAUACAGGGACUGACCCUCAAUGGGAGCGUUUCCACCCGGACAGUUUUCACCAGCACGUCGAACGAAGUAGAUGGAGUGGUAGUGGACUGGAUAUCUAAUAACAUGUACUUCGCGGACGCUAAUUAUAACUGGAUAACUCUUGUCGCUCUCAACAGUACGGACAACUUCUAUAAGAAAAUCAUUAACACAGGUCUGGACAAGCCACACGGAAUAGCUAUAUAUCCACAGAAAGGGUAUUUAUUUUGGAGUGAUUGGGGCCUCAAACCGAAAAUCGAAACAUCCGAUCUUACUGGAAACAACCGGCGCACACUGGUGUCUACUGACAUCACCCACCCACGUGGUCUGGCAGUCGACCAAUCAAUGAACAAACUUUACUGGGUGGACAGUGGAAAAGACACAAUAGAACGAGUAGAUUUUAAUGGAAACAACCGGAAAACACUUGCCCAGGUCCAGGGUAGCAACUUUUUCGGGAUCGCACUUUAUAAAAGAUACCUGUUUGUGACGGAACAACAGGAAGGCCACCUACGGAUUUACGACAAACAUACUGGAAAUAAAUACAUUAACUAUCAGCUUGGUCAUCGCCCGUACGGCAUCGUUAUGUAUGACGAGGAGUUACAGCCUGGAGACAGACAGGAAUGUGAGGCACUCAGCUGUGAGCAAAUCUGCAUCAACAAUCCCCCCUUCGGUGCCUCCUGUUACUGUGGUGACGGGUAUACGCUCCAGGGUGACCAGAAAACGUGUGUAGAAAGCGAAUUCUUCAUACAGCCUGCUCAUAUAUACGCCAUUGGUGAUGCUAUCUGCCAGUACCCUGUUAACCUGGCGGAUAUGUCGUUAGUCAACGUCACCUUAGAUAAACAAUGUUUUAUGAAGAACGGAAAAGGGUUCACGGCUCUAACUUACGACGCAAGCGCAAAGAUACUCUACUACACCGCCAACAUGACAAACAGUAUUGGUACAGUGCAGCUAAAGAAGGGGGCGUAUACCGACACCGUCAUCCGGGGACUUGGUGACGUCAGGGGUAUGGCACUAGACUGGACAACGUCCACCCUUUACUGGACUGACCGACAGUUCAAACACAUAAUGGUGGCAAAGACAGACGGCCGGUACCAGAAGGCGAUCAUAGACUCGGGCCUGGUAGAACCACUCGGUAUAGCCGUGCACCCUAAACGGGGAACGAUGUACUGGACUGACCCCGGGAGACAGGUCAUAGAGAUGUCUUACAUGAAUGGUGACUUUAGGGCAGAGCUUCAAAUCUUCAGUGGCGUCAGGCAUCCCAACCAUCUCUGUAUAGAUUUCCAUAAGGACAGACUAUACUGGUCGGACUCGGAGCUGUUCCAGAUAGGAAGCUAUGACCUCGGAGACGGUCAUGUUACAAUAGCCUACACCCAGCAGUCGGCCAAGUUCUUUGGUAUCAGCAUCUACCAGGACUACAUCAUAUGGACCGAUACUGACAAGAUGAACGGUAUCCACGUUGCUGACCUCAACACAGGCACGAAAAAGCGUGGGAUUUUACACCCCCAGGUGGGCGUGUCAGCUGACCUCAUUACCUACGACCAGUCGAACCAGCCUAACUUUACAGGGUCGUGUACGGAUUCACCAUGUGAUCAGCUCUGCCUUCCAAACUCACCAACGACUUCCUUUUGCGCAUGCGGAACUGGAUUUGAACUAGACGAUGGCAAUAUUAACAAAUGCACAUCCCAUUUGCUGUCUGACAACUUCCUGGUAGUAUCCGACUCUCACCAGCGACACAUGUACCAGGUCGGGUUGGAUGACCAGAGUGUUCACGCAAUUCCUCUGUCCAAUAUGUACCGGCCGAUCGCUCUCGACUACGAUCCGAUCUUUGAGAAGUUAUACUGGACUGACAAUAUGGCGAAACUGAUUAAGGGUGCUCAUCUAGACUCACAGACGGAAUUUACCCUCCAGAGUCUCACAAACGCGUCUGUAAUUGACGGGAUCGCAGUGGAUUAUAUCAGCCGUCUAUUAUACUACACGAAUACUGGGCUAGACACCAUAACAGUUAUCUCCCUUGCCCGGACCAGACUCAGUCGGACUAUAGUGUCUGAAGGUCUCGAACAGCCUAGAGACAUUGCUCUUCAUCCCCUUGACGGCCGGAUGUUCUGGACAGACUGGGGGAGUCAACCAAAAAUAGAGGCUGCUAAUAUGGACGGGUCAGACAGAGUGACAUUGGUCAACCUGACGGAAAAUUCCUGGCCGAACGGAAUCGCCGUCGACUACGCAGGGAGGAAAAUUUACUGGGUAGAUGCUAAAUACAACAAAAUCGAGGUUGUUGACAUAAAUGGACUGAGCAGGAAAACGCUCAUAGAAGAACCAAUCAGCCACUACUUUGGGAUUACUGUCUUAGGCGAUUACCUUUACGUCACAGAUUGGAAACGGAAUUACAUCUCCCGACUGUUAAAGACUGGAGGAGGAAGUAUGGAGCAGGUUGGACCGUCAAGUUUUUCCCGUGUUAACGGUAUCGCCGCGUACAGCCGUGAUUCCGUUCUAAAAGGGAAAAAUGCAUGUUUCGACAACACAUGCGACCAUCUCUGUCUUCCCAAAUGGAAUUUUAAAUAUACAUGCGCAUGCUCAGACGGCUAUGUUUUAUUAGGAGACAGAUGCGUUUCUUCAGAGCUACCAAAUAACACUACGACUGAGCCAGUGUCCACACCGGAGCCAGAUGUGAGUAGCUCGUUGAGGGAGCGACCAGUUCCUGACAAAGGCCUACACGUAGGAGCCAUUGCCGCCAUUGCUAGUGUUGGUGUGAUUGUUGCUGUAAUUGCUACAAUAGCCAGUAUUUUCCUGUACCGCAAGUAUAAGAACCAGUUUAUCCAUCAUGAUCGUUUAGUGGAAGACAACCAAGUUGAUUCAUUUUACCGAAUUACGUUUCCUGACAACAAGGACGAGCCAAUGGUAGACUCUGGAAUUGUAAACCCUGGAUACAAACAAAUGGAUAGAUAAAUACGUAGCAAGGAUCAGAAAAUAAAACAAAUCACAAAAUGAUGUUUUGUUAAAAUCGCGAUAUUCCGGAAUAAACGUUCGAAGUGUUGUUUCGAAGGAAAUCUUAGUGGAUUGCGUUUUCUAUCGAGUUAACAUUGGACAAUAUCAUGUGAGCGUUCGACAAGGUCAUAUGAACGUUUGACAAUACCAUGUGAUCAGUCGACAACACCAUGUGUGCGUUCGACAAUAUACUCAAAGAGUUCAACGAUGUCAUGUGAGUGAUCGACAAUAUCAUGUGAGUUGUCGACAAUAUCGUGUGUACGUUCAACAAUAUCACGUGAACAUUCGACAACAUCAUGUGAACAUUCGACAAUAUCGCGUGAGCGUUUGAAAAUAGCAUGUGAACGUUUAACAAAACCAUGUGAGCAUUUGACAAUAAGAUGUGAGCGUUCGACAAUAUCGCUUGAGCGUUUGACAAUUACAUGUAAACGUUUGACAAUAUCAUGUGAGCGUUCGACAAUAUCGUCUAAGAGUUCCCUAAGAUCAUCUCAGCGUUCGACAAUAUCAUGUGAGCGUUCGACAAUAUCGUCUGAGAGUACCCUAAGAUCAUCUGAACGUUCGACAAUAUCACGUGAGCGAUCGACAAUGUUAUGCAAGUGUUCGACAAUAUCACGUGAGCGAUCGACAAUAUCAUGUAAGCGGUCGACAAUAUCAUGUAAGCGGUCGACAAUAUCGCGUGAGCGUUCGACAAAUAUUACGUGACGGCGUAAAUUGGUUAACAUUACCAUGGGUUACUUUGUCAUGUUCUGAUACAUGUACAUUAUGUCAAGUGAACUUGAAGUGAAAGUGAUAGGCCAAUCAUAUUACAAACACUUUCAUAGCCGACGGUAUGCAGUAUAUGUUAGUAUACGUAUAAGUAGGGAAAAUAGGUGGGCUACCAUAUUUCAUUCCUGUGCGUUUUAUGACAAAAAAGGGUGAUUCCCUUAUGAUUUCUUCACAUUCAGUGAAGGCCUCUCAAGCUGCUACUGAAUAUAAAUGUAGAUAUGUAUCAUGUAUAUAUGAAAUGUUAAAUGUAUAUAUGAUUGACAAGGCUGACACAUCUGACGAGGAAGGCCGUGGAUAUAAAUUUUAAGAUUAAAUAAAACAAAAAUGAAGAAAGUUUGAAGUUUGUUAAAAUUACUUAUAAGUAUCUGUUGAUUUAUUACAUUAUGAUAUAUUUUGAACUGCAGUACAUUCUCUGUAUUAUUACAUAUGUUCUUUGAUUUUCUUGGUUUUUCUUUUAAUAAUAUAUGUAAUGUAAUUUUUACUACGGUGUGUACGUUGUAUUAUUAUAUGUGCAAUAUAAUUUGCGAAAUGGAUGACACAUAUAGCCAAAUGUAUAUUGUCGAUAUUUACUAAAAGUUCAUCACUGAUAGACAGUGGUUGAAUGAAUUAGUGCUUACAAUAUCAUCACGCACCUUGUUGGCAUGUUUUGGAUGCAUUGCUUUUACGAAUGCUGGAAUUAUGAUAGAAACAAAAUAUCUAACACAUUUUAUUGGUUAUGAUUUAUAUAGAAUAUUUAGAAAAUCAUCAAGUAUGGCCUAGCUGCUACACUGUUAAAGGUUUUAUUAUUGGUAAGCAGCACAGAUCAUGGUUUAGUAGUGUUUACAGGCAAGCUUUAAAAUUUAAAAAAUAAAUUAGAUUUUUGGUAUCUUUGUAUCUUCAAACUUUUCGAAAGACUACCCAUUUUUGAAAUCUAAGAAUCUAUUAUGGAAUACAGCGCGGUUGAAUGUCUGUUUUGAAAGGACGUCAAUGGGUGCAGAUUUCUCGGGCCAUAACAUUCCUUAGUUCAGGAUUUUCCCUGUUCGUAUUUUAUUCCCAGUAUGAGUUAAACAAUCUUAUUGUUAAAAUUUUAAAUUCUAAUAACAUCUCUGCUAUUUAGUGGAUUUUUUAUGUACAUGGACAAAUGAGGCAUAAACAUGUAAACAGAUAUACAAAUGUAAAUAAAAAACACGCACUACAGUCUAAUUUCCUUUCACUGAAUAUAUAUAUAACAAAUAGACAUAGGAAAAUAUCCAGUUGUUUACAUAACUGUCAAAACAACGUUGUGUAAUGUAUCAAUAUCAAUCUGUAUAACAAAGUUAUGCGAACAAUAUCAAAGUUGCUUUGUGAUUAUUUCGCGGAGCGUUUAAUUCGCUUUAGAACACCGGUUAUAACCAUUUGUAAAGGA